This is a messenger RNA of Mytilus trossulus (common blue mussel), 685 nucleotides long. RefSeq names its product cilia- and flagella-associated protein HOATZ-like. The record is from RefSeq and is a predicted model, not a curated record. The transcript has 4 exons. NCBI's taxonomy places the organism in Eukaryota, Metazoa, Mollusca, Bivalvia, Mytilida, Mytilidae. Bases 52 to 579 code for a protein of 175 amino acids. Gene Ontology annotation, biological process: cilium assembly.
CAUUUCCGUAAGCGACACCAAAAGAAGCGUUGAUAGCAACACAACAAAAUUAUGGCUGUGACGAUUGAUUUAACGCGAGGUGAAGUGACAGAAUUUAGUGGAUCAUCAGAAGAGGACAUAAACUAUGCAAAAACAUUUUGGCAGUCAGUUCAACUGCAGCCUCCUGUUGAAUCCCGAUUGGUAUCAAGUGACAUCAAACAGAGGUUGAGAGUUGCCCCAUCUGCAUCACAAAGUGGAGCAAUGGUGCAUAUGUGGAAAGAUGAACCAAAAGAGGAGAGGGCAACCAGAGAAUUUCUGAUGAGAGCUCAAACAAUGGAAAAAUUAGAAGAAUAUGAAAAGAUGCAAAAGUUUGCUAAAGCAAUGGAGGAAGAUAAGCAGUUAGUGAAAAAACACAGAGAAGAAAGAAUAAAGAAAGAAGAAAUUUCAAGAGGUAAAAGUACUAAUGGAAAGAAGAAAGUUAAGGAAGCAUUUGUAGAAAAUGACUAUGACAAUCCUCAUGAAGAAACAUAUGAAGAAGCUUUAAGACAAUUAGAUCAGUUUCAAAAAAAUAAAUUUGGUGAAGAUUCAGACUCAGAUUAAUUAGUACAAGUAUAGCUAUUGGUUUAAAUUUAUUUUAUACUUAUUGUGAUAUCUCAUUUUAUUGUUUACUACUUGUUGAUUUGUACGAAUAAAUUGGAAAUAGAAA